AAAAGUUUAUUUUGUGCACAACUCCAGUGUACAGAAAACAUAACAGAAGACACUCAGAUGUCAGCUCUUGUCAACAUGUCAGUCUAUAGGAUCAGUGAAUCUGAAGGGAAGAUUUUGUUGGCGUCUAUUUCAGGAUCUGAUUCAAAGGUUCGCGAUUAUAAAAUAUCUGGGAUAUUAUCUGAGGGCAAACUAUCCAAACAUCACGGAGAACUGGUCUUGUCUUUUUCCAAUACUUCAGCAUGUAAUUUACACCAGUAUAAAUGUCAAGUAUAUUUUACCAAUAAGACAGGAGACACUGGAAUGCUAGAGAAUAGAACAACGUCUUAUGAAAGAGAGAAAAUCAAGAAAUCUGUUUUGUUGAUGAAUUUGAAAGCUCAAACUUUGAACUAUGUGAAAUCUGUGGACACAAUGGCAGAUUUUCUGAAAUCAUUUGAAGAUCCAGAAAAACUUAAAGGUGCAGACGUGUCAAUGUCCUUACAGAUGUCACAUUCUGGUAGAGAUGGGUACAGUGACGACACGGCUCAGAUUCCAUCAUCUACAGAGUUAAACAACAGUAACAAACACAUCAGCUCUACUAAUGCUAUAGACGUGCUUGAUGCUAAGAUAAAUAACAUCACAGAACACAUGCAAACAGUGAAUGACAGAUUUGGAGCUAUAGACGUAAAACUCAACGAGGCCAUUUCAGGGAACAACCAAAUAAACAGCAUGAUAGAAGCUUUAAACACAACUGUACAAGAGAUGAAAAACAACUACAACGUCAAUCCUGUGUUGUCACGGAUUUCACUUCAGUGCAAAAAGAACGACAAAACUGACGUACCAGAACGAACGACCGUCAGACUUGGUCAAGAUAAAUUGGCUUUGUGCGACACAAAAACUGACGGUGGAGGUUGGAUCAUUUUUCAGAGGCGUGUUUUGGGUGACGUGAAUUUUACGAGAGAUUGGAACGCCUAUAAACAUGGAUUUGGUUCAAUGAUUGGAGAUUUCUGGCUUGGGAAUGACUGGAUCUCUAACCUGACUUUGAUGGGAUACAAUGAACUGAGAAUCGACAUGACUCAUAGGGGUAAAAAGUACUACGCCCAUUACGACUAUUUCAAGGUAGAAAACGAAGCAGCGUCGUAUAAAAUAUACAUGUCGUCAUUCAGUGGAAACGUUAGAGACCAACUAAAUUAUCAUCAUGGUAUGAAGUUUUCUACCAUCGACAGGGACAAUGAUCGAUCCAGCGCAGAUUUUGCUGGAGAAUGUAAAGGUGGUUGGUGGUAUAACGCCUGUACACAUUCAGCUUUAAAUGGUGCCUGGGGUAAAACAGACAUUACUACAGGGAUAUACUGGUCUAGCAUAUCAAGCGAUGGUUCUAUUGCUGACUCAGUUGAGAUGAAAGUACGUCAAGUGUAAACAAAGUAUCUGAAGAUGUUUUAAAUACAGUUAUAGCUUUAAGUUGGUGUAACAGACCUAUUUUUAUGAGACAAAUCUAUUCACUCCACUGCUCUUCUUAAAGUGUGAAGGGUCUCUGUUCUGUAACUGAAGAUUUUAAAGUAACCUAUUUCUAAUUUUUGAAAUUAAUUCUUUUAAUUAGUAUGGAGUUUUUGUAUGUUCAUUUUUAUAACUACACAAAACAGCAUCUGAAUGACUGACAGUUACAAUAGAGAAAAUAUACACAAUUACAGUUAAAUAGUUUAUUGUCUAUUCUUUCCUCAAUAAA
Messenger RNA from Physella acuta, 1699 nucleotides. RefSeq names its product angiopoietin-related protein 7-like. The record is from RefSeq and is a predicted model, not a curated record. Lineage: Eukaryota; Metazoa; Mollusca; Gastropoda; Physidae.